AUGACCGGCCCCUCUCGCGCCCAGGUUCUUUCCCUUUACAAGCAAAUCAUUCGGAACGCCAAUGGCUUCAACAACUACAAUUUCAAAAACUAUUUUCUGCGGAAGGCUCGCACGCAGUUCCACAAUACCAAGGACCUGAAGGAUCCAGAAACCAUUCAGCAGGCUUACGACCUUGCGACACACGAGCUGGGCGUGCUUAAGCGUCAAUCAGUGAUUUCCCAGAUGUACACUUUUGACAAGCAAGUCGUUGAGCGCAUACAGAGCAGAAAGCACGAGGAAAACUGA
Messenger RNA from Lachancea sp. 'fantastica', 285 nucleotides. NCBI's taxonomy places the organism in Eukaryota, Fungi, Ascomycota, Saccharomycetes, Saccharomycetales, Saccharomycetaceae. The record is from the annotation of a GenBank genome assembly.